Cydia fagiglandana is the source of this 318-nucleotide messenger RNA. RefSeq lists its product as uncharacterized. The transcript is spliced from 3 exons. The record is from RefSeq and is a predicted model, not a curated record. NCBI's taxonomy places the organism in Eukaryota, Metazoa, Arthropoda, Insecta, Lepidoptera, Tortricidae. Bases 1 to 318 code for a protein of 105 amino acids.
AUGACGUUUUUAGCCGUCACCUGGAAUAUGAAGAAUUUUUUGUUAAUGGUAGCAUUGAGUAUAGCUUGCGAAAAAUUCUAUAGAUCUGUGGAAAUUGCUGAGAGUUCUUGUGCCCAACUUUUGGGUUGCAGUCAAGCUACAGGUUAUCCAAGCAUGCGCAAGACUUGCAAGAACGUGUUGCGGCUGAACCGCGCGACGCUGCGCAAGUUGUCAGCAUUCGGUGUGUUUGAAAUAGACGCAGCGUUCUCGCUGCGGUUGCUCAGCGCACUUGUGCCGUACACCGUCAUGCUGCUGCAGUUUGCUUUCUUCACGUCCUAG